Molecule: messenger RNA, 619 nt
Organism: Drosophila eugracilis
Lineage: Eukaryota; Metazoa; Arthropoda; Insecta; Diptera; Drosophilidae
Exons: 1
Coding region: 4-525 (173 amino acids)
Source: RefSeq, a predicted model, not a curated record
CAAAUGUCGUACCUACUCACGGAAAUUGCUUUGGAGAUGCUUGGCUAUAAGUUUUACGAUACCAACGGUAUCUUCCACCUGACCAACUUUCAGAACAACUCGACGCACAGCGAAUCUCAUCCUGAAGAGCCUUCACUGACAGAGUUUAUUGAGCAGCCCGAAUCCCCAGAUAAAGAGACACCGUGUCAGGAUUUGGGGGUGGAAACAGAUCUUGUCGCUGGCCUUAGCAUUGCGCCCGAUUUACGCAAUCCGCGACGCACGCCGGCCAAGGCGCUGGCUAAAAUAAUGGACUACGAGAAGGAGAAGAUCAUUAACCAGAUCUCCACUCGUCUGGAGCAAUUGGUGGCGCGACGGGCGGCUGUUUACAGUGAGCAGCUGCUGGCUGAAAUUAUGGAUGAGGAGGAAAAACUUAUCAGGGAGGAUGCCAGCGAGAUGCGCAAGUUCCGCGAAUUUCUACAGACCCGUUUGCAGCGUCUGGACAAAGGACCCUACGAGAAAUAUGUGCGAACAUUUGGACCCGACUAGGGUACUACUGUACCACUGGAGAGGGAAAUAAGUCGAGUUAGGAACAAGCCUUUAGGUUGUUUAUAAACGUCCAUAAUAAAAUAGUCAUAGUGCA